AUGGCAUCUUCUCACCACCAGCAUCAAUGCAAGCAAACUCCCACUUUGCCCCCUGACCUCUGCAAGACGGCACCGUGCCCACCAGAGCAGCAAUGCAAGCAACCCCCGGUUGUGGAUGUGCCAAUUCCACAUGUGCCAGAGCCUAAGCCGUGUCCUUCAAAGGAGCCUCCAUCCAAGGAGCCACCAGUGAUAGUUAUCCCAUGUCCAGAGCCUAAGCCAUGUCCUCCAAAGGAGCCUCCAUCCAAGGAGCCACCAGUGGUGGUCAUCCCAUGUCCAGAGCCUAAGCCGUGUCCUCCAAAGGAACCUCCAUGCAAGGAGCCACCAGCUCCCACUCCUCCACAGGAGGAACAAUGUUGUCAACAGACAUCUCAAUGCAAGAAGCCACCAGUCAUCCCAAGUCCAUGCCCGGAGCCCAAACCACCACAAGAACCUCCAUGCAAGGAGCCACCAGUCGUGGUCAUCCCAACUCCAUGCCCAGAACCCAAACCGUGUCCUCCACAAGAGCCUCCACGUAAGGAGCCACCGGCACCAGCUCCAUGUCCUCCUAAAGAACCAGAACCGUGUCCUCCAAAGGAGCCAACUCCAGAUUGUCAACAGAAGACUCAAUGCAAGCAGCCUCCAGUGGUGGUCGUCCCAUCUCCUUGCCCAGAACCCAAACCGUGUCCUCCAAAAGAACCUCCAUCCAAGGAGCCACCAGUCGUGGUCAUCCCGACUCCCUGCCCAAAACCCAAACCGUGUCCUCCACAAGAACCUCCGUGCAAGGAGCCACCAGUCGUGGUCAUCCCAACUCCGUGCCCAGAACCCAAACCGUGUCCUCCACAAGAACCUCCGUGCAAGGAGCCACCUCCCUGUGACCAGCAGCAACAGAAGAAGCAGCCAUCUUCAUGGCCCCCGCAGAAUAAAUGA
Thamnophis elegans (Western terrestrial garter snake) is the source of this 906-nucleotide messenger RNA. RefSeq names its product extensin-like. The coding region runs from base 1 to 906 and encodes 301 amino acids. NCBI's taxonomy places the organism in Eukaryota, Metazoa, Chordata, Lepidosauria, Squamata, Natricidae. The transcript has a single exon. The record is from RefSeq and is a predicted model, not a curated record.